AGCCGGAGAAAUGGGUUUACGUUAUUUGGCAACACUGGUUUUCGCGUAUAUGGUUUGGUACACACAAUCCCAAUCAUUCCAGAUAACCGGUCAGGGUGCACAAGAAGAUUUUAGUAAGCUGAAAAUACCCCAAACGUGUAAGGAAACGCCGAGGAACUCUUCGGGCGUUUUCUUGAUUCAUCCGGACAAAGGAUUUGGAGAACCGUUCUUCGCGCAAUGCGACCACAAGCACGAGUCUGGAGGAUGGACUGUGAUCCAAAAUCGGUUCGAUGGCUCGGUUAAUUUUUAUAGACCUUGGUCCGACUACAAGAAUGGGUUUGGGCAUCUGGACCGAGAGUUUUGGUUGGGUUUGGAUCGGAUCACUAGGCUAACUAAUGCAAAAACACACGAACUGCAUGUUGUAAUGACCCGAGCAAAAAGAACAUAUGUUGCUAAAUACACCAAAUUCGCUAUAGGAAGUGAAACCGAGUCUUACCAUAUUUCUGUAUUGGGCCGUUACAGUGGCCCAGCCAAAGGAGAUGCGCUGGAAUACCAUAAAAAUCGCAAGUUUUCCACUUUUGACCGCGAUAAUGAUGCCAGCAAGUACAAUUGCGCCGUUAAACACACGGGAGCUUGGUGGUAUGGUGAUUGUCAUAAGAGUAAUUUGAAUGGAAAUUACACAACAACAACGAUUGCUGGAAUGUGUUGGUUCAUUGAUACUUGCUGGUGGCACAUGAAGACGUCUAGAAUGUUAAUUAGAAGCCGAAAAUGAUUUAGCAGUUGUAGCUGUAUUAAAUUACAACAACAUUUUUUUUAUAAUCUAUGUAAAUUCUUGGCAUGGCCACUCGUUC
Topomyia yanbarensis is the source of this 830-nucleotide messenger RNA. Its product is annotated as fibrinogen-like protein A. The coding region runs from base 11 to 751 and encodes 246 amino acids. NCBI's taxonomy places the organism in Eukaryota, Metazoa, Arthropoda, Insecta, Diptera, Culicidae. The record is from RefSeq and is a predicted model, not a curated record. The transcript has 2 exons.